Linnemannia hyalina is the source of this 825-nucleotide messenger RNA. NCBI's taxonomy places the organism in Eukaryota, Fungi, Mortierellomycota, Mortierellomycetes, Mortierellales, Mortierellaceae. The record is from the annotation of a GenBank genome assembly.
AUGUCCAUCGAGCUCGAUCCCUCCAGCCAGCUCUCCUUCCGCAGACCCUUGACCGAGGCCAUCAAGGAGUCGCUGAUCAUCCGUAACCCCACUCAGCUGCCCAUCGCCUUCAAGGUCAAGACCACAGCCCCCAAGCAAUACUGCGUCCGUCCCAACUCGGGUCGCAUCGAGCCCGGUCAGGAGCAGGAGGUCCAAGUUCAAAUGCAGGCCAUGAAGGAAGAUCCCCCAGCAGACUUCAAGUGCAAGGACAAGUUCUUGGUCCAGAGUGUCGCCAUCACUGCUGAACGCGAGCAGAUCGCCCCUGCAGACUUGUGGCCUACCAUGGAGAGGGAUGCCAAGGAUCAGAUCCGUGAAAAAAAGAUUCGUUGCGCCUUCUUGCCUCCUCUGGAGCACGCCAUUACUCAGAUUCAGGAAGAGGACGAGAGUGUAUCACAUACCACCGCCUCGACGCAUCUGCAGAGCCCACAGGCCGUCCUGCCCCCCACCACUGCCCACAUCCAAACAACUUCAUCGAUCUCCGCGGCUCCUUCGCUCGUCAGCAGAGAUAGCUACAACAGCACUACCUCCACCAGCACAGGCACCGAUGCCCAAAAGUUGAAGCGUGACCUCGACAGUGCCCAGCACAUCAUCCAAAACCUCCAGAACUCUGUGAAGCAGCUCGAGGCCGAGACCAACACUCUUCGUCAGCGCAAGUCUGACUCUGCCUCGUCUGGAUCAGCACCGACCUUGACUGCUGUUCAUGUUGCCCAGCCUAAAGGUUUCCCUGCCAGCUAUGUCGCUGGAGCAGCCUUGAUCGCCUUCAUUUUCGCAUACCUCUUCUUCUAG